AUGAAUGAACGAAAAGCAGUUAACUACACAAAGUGCCGAAGAGAAUCGAGGCACUGGAAAUUAGCUGCAACUGUACUCGUCUGUCUCAUUGUAAGAAUUACAGCAUUUUUUAUUCUAUAUGUACUAGAGGGAAGCGAAUAUGAAUACAUUAACAUGUUAAUAAGAAUUAAAGGAGAUGCGAGGCCUUAUGAAAAUUUGCAUAAAAUAAAUGAACGUUUUUCGCACAUAGAGACACAUUAUGACUUAAAUGCGCAAGGGAAAAGGGACACAAAAAUAAUGGCAGAAUAUUUUCAGAAAAAUAAACGAAAUAGAACCUUGAAGCAGUUUAUAUUAAGAAAUGAUGCGAUGCAUUAUUCCUUUAACUCAGAUAUAUACAACUUAAAGUACAUCUAUGAAAGUUACAUAUUGAGUAAGAUGUAUGCAGAUGUAUAUCCUUCUCUCACGGUACGCAUCAAUCCGAUUUUUCUUAACAUCUUGCAUUUCCUUCUGCUUAAGGAAAUUGCAAUAAAACAGAAUGGUUGUGUUGGAGGUGAUGAUAAGGGAGGUAGAAACCAUAGCUCUGAUGGAAAUCAUAGCUGGAGGGGUAGAUGGUGUGAGAUAAUAGAUUCACUGGUGAACAACCCAGAACUUAGAUACUUCCUUCUCAUCUGUGUAGUAGAUAUUCUAACUGGAAUAUUUUUAUUCCUAAUUGUACAGUGUUUGGAAACAUGGAAAAUAUAUUUUCAUUAUGUAAAUCAUCAAGAUAACCAGAAAAAGGAAUGGAAAUUGAUCGAUCCCAUUUUGUUAAUAAAUAUCUACCUUAAUAAUCCACUCUCCAUAUUAUCAAAUAGCUUUUUAACAUUUGACAAUUUCAAAUUUUUAAUAAUAACAAUGUCUUUUUAUUUGACCCUUAAAAGAAAUACUAUAAAAUUUCAAUUUCCACUUGUAUCUCUUCUCAAUCUUAUUACAAUACUUUUUCUGAAUGCAUUACUUUUAUAUGUAACAUCAUUUCAUUUUAUCCUAAUUCUUAUCGGCAUAAAUAAUUUUAUCAUUUUUUUUCACCAAAAUUUAAUGAAUAAGCAUAAAAUUAAGGACACAGUUAACUUUUCUCAAAUGUUUUAUAUCUUGUUGCAAAAUCUUAUUCUGUUACUUUCCACAAUUGCAAUGUAUGUUCUUCUUAUACUUGCCUCUGUUCAUCUAAAUUCUGGCUCAUUGUCUUUUCUGAACAACACCAUAAUUAAUGAGUAUAAGAUCCUUUUUCUAUUACCAAAUCUGGGAAAUUAUUGGUACCUUUUUUCUACGAUGUUCCAGGACUAUUACCAUUCCUUCUUGUUCUUAUUCCAUUUUCAUUUGUUCCUUUACCCGGUUCCUCUCCUUUUUCGAUUGGUGAAGACACCAUUGAUUUAUUUAAAAAUUAUGAUUGCGAUUGCUUUGGUAUUCCAUCCUAACAUAACAGUCGGCGAUAUCGUAUUUUCCUUGCUGCUGUUCAUAAUUGAUUACGAGAGGACAAUUUAUGCCAUCCCCUUCGCUAAACUGAUAAUUAUACUACUUGCAAACCUUGGCCUCUUUUUUGUUACAACGAAUUUGUGGCUCCGCAAAAAUACAGGAAAUGCCAACUAUGCGUUUUUUAACCAAUUGGCUGUUUUCAACAUAACAACUUUUAUAAUAACAAGUAGCAUAAAAUUUUAUAUUCGUGUCCAAACACCGGUGAAACAACUAGAAGAAGGAAAAUGCAUAGUCGUAUCGAGGCAUAAAGUAAAGUUUAGCAUUUUACGAACUUUGAAGGAAACUUUUUCGUAA
Plasmodium gonderi is the source of this 1779-nucleotide messenger RNA. RefSeq lists its product as hypothetical. The transcript is spliced from 8 exons. The coding region runs from base 1 to 1779 and encodes 592 amino acids. The record is from RefSeq and is a predicted model, not a curated record. Gene Ontology annotation, biological process: protein localization to cell surface; attachment of GPI anchor to protein. Lineage: Eukaryota; Apicomplexa; Aconoidasida; Haemosporida; Plasmodiidae. Gene Ontology annotation, cellular component: membrane; GPI-anchor transamidase complex.